AUGAUCGUGUGCCGUGGCCGAGACCGCCUUGCUUCAUUGGCUAGGUCCAAAUUGGCUACCAUUGUUUGUGAGGAGGUGCUUCUAACUGACCUCCUGCAAGAUUUGAAGAGUAAGAGGGGAUUCACAACUCCUUUCCUUCAAUCCCAGUGGGAAGAGCAAAAGUCUUUGCAGCUCUCCGUUCAAGCCUACAAUGAUCAAGCCGGAAUGAAAAAGUUCGCCAAACUUUUGGAAGCCAAACGAUCAGCCCAGGCACAUUUGGAUGCAUUGGACGCUGUAAAGAAGGAGCUGGACCGAAUCAGCUUGGCACGAACACUGUCCCAUAUUCCUAUCGACCUCACGGAGCAUUUCCAAGCCACUCAGCGUGUAUGA
Molecule: messenger RNA, 369 nt
Organism: Cantharellus anzutake
Lineage: Eukaryota; Fungi; Basidiomycota; Agaricomycetes; Cantharellales; Hydnaceae
Exons: 2
Coding region: 1-369 (122 amino acids)
Source: RefSeq, a predicted model, not a curated record